Acipenser ruthenus (sterlet) is the source of this 2011-nucleotide messenger RNA. RefSeq lists its product as uncharacterized. The transcript is spliced from 2 exons. NCBI's taxonomy places the organism in Eukaryota, Metazoa, Chordata, Actinopteri, Acipenseriformes, Acipenseridae. The record is from RefSeq and is a predicted model, not a curated record. Gene Ontology annotation, biological process: circadian rhythm; regulation of DNA-templated transcription. Gene Ontology annotation, molecular function: DNA-binding transcription factor activity; DNA binding. Gene Ontology annotation, cellular component: nucleus. Bases 136 to 1278 code for a protein of 380 amino acids.
GCGCUUCUUAGUGUGACACAAACCCGCACUCAUCUGUCAACUGAGCAACCUCAACAACUUUACCAACCUGAGGGAAAGCGCUCUCUGCACCGUCUACAGCCUCGUCUGCACCCACAUUUUCCAUUCAAGAGCACGAUGUGCGAGUCCAAGGACAGCAUGCGUGGGCUGUGCGUCCCUUCCUCCUCUGUGCCAGAGAGCAUUGACUGUGGGGAGGGGCAGCCCCUCUCCCAGGCAGCGUUGCUGUGCCUGCCCCCCUCCCCUCUGCUCACACACAGCCUGCUGGGCAUCAGAGGCCCCAAGCGCCACCUGUCCCCGGGGACGCGGCGCAAGCGAGAGUUCAUCGCAGAGGACAAGAAGGAUGCCGGCUACUGGGACAAGCGGCGCAAGAACAACGAGGCGGCCAAGCGCUCGCGGGAGAAGCGGCGGUUCAGCGACUUGGUGAUGGAGGGCCGGCUGGUGGCGCUGGUGGAAGAGAAUACCCGCCUGAAGGCCGAGCUCCUGGCGCUCAAGUUCCGCUACAGCCUGGUACAGGACCCCUCCCUGGGGCAGUCCGUGCUCUGCAGGGGAGCCGUGCCUCCCUUCCAGCCCAGCUUCUGGAGCAUGAAGGCGGGCCCCACUGACUUGCUCUCCUCUCAGCUGGAGCCUGGCUGGGUCUCCGAGACUCCCAGCAGCCACAGCUCCUCCCAGGGCAACCAGAGCCGCUGCUGCACCAGCUGCGAAGACGGGUGCACAAGCCCUCCCCCCCAAGCCCGCAGAAGAGGCUCUCAGGCUGGGGGGCAGUGUGAGGAGGACAGCCCCCACUCCACUGAACCCCAGGCAGACAUCCCUGCUGGGCAGCCCAAAACCCUCCCCAGCAAGCUGCGGUUCAAGUCAAGCAGCGACCAGAAGGAGAGAAGCCCGUACUACCAGCAGGUGUCUUCCUCCAGACACUCCCCGACAAAGGCGUGCUCCCAAGCAGACGCUCCUGCACCUGUGUUCUCCUCGCAGACCGGAGCCUUCACGCAGCCCUGGCUGCUCCCCAAUGUCGGUCACCCUGCUCUCCGAGGAGGUCUGGUUUUCCCCUGGGGGACCCCGGGCCUCUCUGCUGUCCCAGGCUACCCCAAGGUGCCGCUGUACAUGCCCUUGGGGGAGGCCGACUACAGGAAACUGCCCCUCAGCCUUCAUUACAGCAGUCAGGGUGCUGAGUGCGACGGGUCAGAGAGCUUCCAAAGCAAGAUCAACAACCUCUCGGCGGAGGUCGCCCAGCUCAAGAGAUACUUUGUACCGGACUGCAGUUAGAUCAGCUCAGGUCAAAUGAGGAGGAUUAUACUUUGUAUUCUGUUUUAUGAAUAUAGUUUUUUUCUACAAUUUAUAUAUUUUUAUUUUACCAUAUGUAGUAUCUGGUUAAUAUUGUUGAUAUUGUUUUGGUACUUAAAGUAAAUUAAACAAGCUGAAAUCCCCUCUGGCUCUGUUUAACUCCCAGUUUAUACCUGAUUGCUGAAUUCAAUCAAAGGUUAUAGCGGCGCUAUAGCUCUGCUUUUUAAUAGCGCUGUCGUCAUUUCGAUUUGUGUUCAUCCAGGCCAGGAUGUUAUUUGCUCAUGUUGCUGUACGCUCAUGUUAGGUAACACAUUGUCACAUGGGGAUGUGGGUGCUAUUUAAUACACUUUACUUCAUAACAAAAUAAAGAAAGACAGCAUUUGUUGCCCUGUCUCAUCUCAAAGUGUUUGGAUUUUUGUUCAGCUUGUGCACAAUCAGGAGACCUGUUUUUCUGUUUGUUUGUUUGUUUGCUUUGUUUUGUUUUGUUCUUAUUCGGGGCAUCAUCGUGUAAGACCACAGCACUGAAAUGAAUCGGUGUGUUUGUGCAGCCUGACGGUGUUCAGCAAAGCCAGGUCUAUAGGAAUGCUUGGGGCGGAGUAGAUGUGUUCCUUUAUUUAAGAGUCUGCAGUGUAUACACACUGCGCACACGGAAACUCGCAUAGCGUCAGAGUUACUCCACACCUGACAGUUAUUAUAAUGAACUGGUCUACGACAC